This is a messenger RNA of Aaosphaeria arxii CBS 175.79, 2668 nucleotides long. RefSeq lists its product as uncharacterized. The transcript has 4 exons. Gene Ontology annotation, biological process: mRNA processing. The record is from RefSeq and is a predicted model, not a curated record. Gene Ontology annotation, cellular component: spliceosomal complex. Gene Ontology annotation, molecular function: mRNA binding. Lineage: Eukaryota; Fungi; Ascomycota; Dothideomycetes; Pleosporales. The coding region runs from base 88 to 2421 and encodes 777 amino acids.
CACGCGCGCAAUUGUUAACACGUUCUUCCUUCGCGUCUGUUUGAAGCUGGUUUGCUCCUGUGAGAAAGAAACGAUACAGCUUCCGCGAUGUACAAUAAUUACAAUGCGUCUGGCUACAAUCGCCCUCCUCCUGGCUAUGGAGGCCCGCCUGGUAUGGCACCGCCAGGGAUGGUACCUCCUCCAGGUACCGCUGCAGCACCACCUGGCGUAGCCCCCCCAAACGUCAACCACAACCAAGGCGGCCCUCCCGCUGCCGGUGGACCCCGAGCGCUCCCUCCAAACUGGCAGCCUCCGGCCAACAUGCCGAACAUCAACUUCAACGCGCCAGUCAUCCGACUCGGGACCGGUGGGCCGCAGCGCGGCGCCGCUCUCGACAGCCCCUCGGCGCGACGGGAGAGCGGUGCACCCCCAGCACGUCGCGGCCUGGGCAUGGAAGGAAACAGAGAUGACCAGGGCAAAGGAAGAGACGGAUUGGUAAUGCUUAUUCCCCCGACGCGCGAGGAGAUCGCGCGCACCAUCUUCGUCGGCAAUAUCCCAGAGGGUGCUGGUGGUGACGAGGGAAUGGAGAGGAUACUCGCGUCGGCGGGAAACCUGCGGCGCUGGACGAGAGCUACCGAUGCCAAUAACAAGAUUCAGACGUUUGGAUUCGCAGAGUACGAAGAUGCGCAGAGUUUGGAGACGGCGGCAGAGAUCUUCCAGGAUGUCCUUGUUCCUACUAAGCGUCAGGAACCUCGCAAGCCUAAGGAAGAAAACAAGAAGGAUGAAGGUGACAAAAAUGAAGGUGAGAAGGAGGACGGUGACAAGGACGAAGCCGACAAAGAGGAAGAAAAAGAGAUUGAGAAGACGAAACUGCAAGUGGUGGUUGACGACGCCUCGAUCAAAUAUGCCGAGGACUGGAAAGCCCGCCGCGGUGACGACGAGGAAACAACCCAGUUUCGCAUCGAUUCCGCUAGGAAGACUCUAUCGGAGGUCCUUGCGAGCUUGUUCAAUCCUCCGAAUCCUCUCCCAGUCGAUGCAGCAGGAGAUGUAGCAAUGACGGACGCCCAGGCCCAGGACGGAGAGGGAGUAGAGGUCGUGCAGAUUGCCUUCAACGCCGAAGACGAGCUCUCAGAUAUCCCGGCAGAGAUGCGCGAAAUGGUCGCCGCUGAGAUCGCUGCUUUCCGCGACCGCUCGAACCGACGAGACUUGGAGCGCCUGAAGCGGGAGGAGGAAAUCGAGGCAGAGCAACGCCGCCGUGAUAAUCGGCGAGCUUCACCCCCGGCCUCGGCUCCAACAGGACCUGGCGGUGCAGGGGCAAACGGUGUUCCACUUGGCCCCAGGGCCGAACGCGGUAUCCAAGGCGCACCUAGUGGACCUAAGGGGUCCCAGUUCCCUCGCGACUACCAAGGCGGCGUUAACUUUGUUAACGGAGGUGCUCUCAACCAUGGCGUGUACAUCAACCGCGAGGACGAAGAAGACUCUGCCAGCGAUUCGGAGAUCGAGGAUCGUCGCAGGAAGAAGCGUGACGACGAGCUGGAGGAGGUCUACAACAAGAAAUUGAACCAGUGGCUCAAGUACGAAAGCCGAGCUGUCCAGACGUUGGAGCGCACGAGCGGACGACUUCGAAACGAGGAGGCGGAGCGCGAGAAGGAAAGGGAGGUGCAGGCCAAAUUCCUGGAGAACUUCGAUGAUGACGUGGAGGCCUCAAAGAAGACCCUCUUGUUCUAUCGAGACCAUGGCGAAUACAUGCGGCAACGUACACGCAACCGUGAUCGGGAAGCAAGAGAUGAUGCCAACGACCGUAACGAGGAGAACCGCGAGACGGCAGCACAGAACAGGCGAAACCAAGAAAACUCUCGAAAAGCAGAUGCAUUCCUUGAAGAAGCCGCCGAGGAGAUUACUCGAUCAUCUCGCGAGAACCAGCCGUUCAAGCUAUCCCUUGGUGCUGCAGCCAAGAAGGUCGAGCAAGCAGAAGCUCCUCGUCGCACAGUUGCUGAAGUGGAGAAUCUUCUUGACGAUGAAGAGCUUGCGGAGGGACCCACGUCGAAGAAGCGUACCAUCGUACCCAUCAACUUCGAUGCAUCUGUCCGAGCGAACCUCACCCAGGAAGAAAUCGUCGAACACCAGAAGCAGCUUGCAAAGGACGUUCCAGGCACCAAAGAAGGCCUUUGGGAGUGGCAGGUCUCGUGGGAGAACCUUCUUGACAAGGUUGUUGAUACUGAUAUCAAAAACUGGGCCGAGAAGAAGAUUUUGGAAUUGUUGGGCAUGCAAGAGGACAUGCUGGUAGACCUGAUCGUGACGCAUCUGAAGGCUCACAAAGGUCCACAAGAAUUGGUCAAUGAAUUGGAGGGUGUCCUCGAUGACGAAGCUGAAGCUUUGGUGAAGAAACUGUGGCGCAUGGUCGUCUAUUACAGCGAGUUGGAGAAGCGAGGCAUAAAAUAGAACACGCGCUGAUUGGCUUCCAACCUGUCAAGUAAAGGAAAGCAAAGCAAGUGUGGUUCCAUGAGCCAACGGUUCACAAAUCGUUCAGCCGAGGUGCGUCUCUUCGAUGCAGGUGCACGGACGAGAGAUUGACUUGAGCAGUUUUGAGCAAACAUCAAUGUGGUGGUUUAGGUAUUUUGCAUGCGCCACAGAGGCGUAAAGCUAUGGACGGACAGCUUUGGCUGCAAUACAAAAACUUCGUUUCCUC